AUGCUUGCUUCCAAACAAAGCGUUUUCCUCCACCAGUCAAAUGGUGAUAAGAUCGACGAUGAUUAUCGACUACAACGUGUCUUAGGCUAUAUUGAUAGCAUCAGUUUCGUUUCCUGGCCCGACACGGAAGUCGCGACGCCGUUAUCUUGUCCGUCGCUCUCGCAAUUGUCGGACAUGGACGCAUCGGUAUGCUCCACAGCAACCUCCACGAAAUCCAAGAAUCUUAGUUACUUGGAUGGUGCGGCAUACAAAAGCGCACUUGAUUCUAGAAACGUGGCUGUUGGCCCUGUGAUCCCUACAUCAUACAAUCAACCCGAGUUUCUGAACGAAAUGGCCGCCAGUGUAUCCAUUCCCAAAGAACUCGAAUCCUCUCUGGGUCAUGCGAUGGCCGUCAGGGAUUCUGCUCCCAAUGAAACAACGUACUAUCUCGUUAUGCCUUUUUUCAUAACCGAAUGGCUCGUCGAAAUGUCACAGUUGAGAUUUGCCUUAUCUAUCCAAUGGAAAACUGGGCCGCUUGAGAGUCUGGGGGAGGAAACACGACCACUCAGUAUGCCUAAACCGGAUCUUACGAUUGGGUUCAACUGGAGGUCGCUGUUCGAAGGUCAAUGUCACCCUCCACAGUCAGCAAGGCCCCAGUACGCGUUCCCUAUUCCUGGCGAUUUCGAAACCGCAUUGCCAUUCUUUGCUCUUGAGGCAAAAUCGGAUAGUUCAGAGCAGGCACGUAUUCAGAAUCUCCACACUGCAGCUCUAAUGCUCAGGACUUUGCGUCUAUUCUUCCAAAAGUCCCACGGAAGUACGCACGAGUUUGACGCCAAAGUACGCGUUCUUACGGCCACCAUGACUCGCAACCAUGUAAAUGUCUAUGGACAUUGGACGCAGUGUGACUCGACAAACUCGACGUUCUGGUAUGAGCACUUCCUAAUGUCCUCCUGGACCCUCUCGGGAAGCAAAGAAGACUUCUACAGAGUGCGGAAAGACUUCAACGAGGUUAAGGAUAUCCCAGCUCAGGGCAUUUCUUUGAUUCAGUUAGCUCUGUUCACUGAACAGCACGAACCCGACGACACUAAAUUCAGCCAGUUUGUUUAUGAGCGCGAUUUUGUUCCUAGCAUCGUGACCGGCAAACAGGAAGACGGCCCUCAGAAGCUCAUCGCAGUUCAGCCGAAGGAUUCAGAGGCCGUGAAGAAGUUCAACAGCACACAAUAG
Aspergillus tanneri is the source of this 1203-nucleotide messenger RNA. RefSeq lists its product as uncharacterized. The record is from RefSeq and is a predicted model, not a curated record. The coding region runs from base 1 to 1203 and encodes 400 amino acids. The transcript has 3 exons. Lineage: Eukaryota; Fungi; Ascomycota; Eurotiomycetes; Eurotiales; Aspergillaceae.